Diaporthe batatas is the source of this 399-nucleotide messenger RNA. RefSeq lists its product as uncharacterized. Lineage: Eukaryota; Fungi; Ascomycota; Sordariomycetes; Diaporthales; Diaporthaceae. The record is from RefSeq and is a predicted model, not a curated record. The transcript has 3 exons. The coding region runs from base 1 to 399 and encodes 132 amino acids.
AUGAGGGCGCGCCUUCUGUCAACUUUGGACGCCCACUCCUCGCCCAUGAGGAAGCGACGGCUUGACGCCGAGGACGAGGACGAGGACGACGAGGACGAAGACGACGAGGAAGACGACGACGAUGACGGAGUCGCCCUCGCCCUCGUGGCGGAGGGCUGCCGCCAGGGCAUGGCCCUGAUGGCGGAGGCGGCAGAGGCGGCGGCGGGCGGCGGCGGCGGCGGUGCGGGCGGCGGCGGCUGGGGGGAGUGGUGGGCCGGUUUCGGCGCCGGCCUGGCCGUGGGCCUCGCCCUGCGCUGGGUGCUGGCGGGCGGCGGCGACGACGACGGCGGCGGCGAGGGCGGUGCGGGCGGCGGUGGCGGCGGCGAGGCAGCGGCGGCGGCGGAGGCCUUCACCAUUUAA